Cuscuta campestris is the source of this 3830-nucleotide messenger RNA. The record is from the annotation of a GenBank genome assembly. NCBI's taxonomy places the organism in Eukaryota, Viridiplantae, Streptophyta, Magnoliopsida, Solanales, Convolvulaceae.
GCUACUCCUCAAGGUUGACCAGCCCCGGUCUCUCCAAGAGGGUGCAUAUAUAAACUGACAUAAGAUUCUAUGAGAGAGAGAGGAGGGAAAAAAUGUUACUUGUACUAGCCAUAGUAUCUUGUUCCUUGCUUGCAACAAUGGUUGUUUCAGCAGAAGCAAGCAGCCUGGGAGUUGAAGUGGAGGCCAUGAAAGCUUUCAAGAACUCGAUUCUUGAAGACCCUUUGGGGAUUCUUGAAGCAGGGCACCACUGCAACUGGACUGGAGUUGUCUGCGAUCCUUCCUCGGGGCAUGUCACCAACAUUUCCCUAGUUGACGCGAGGCUUGUGGGACGAAUCUCUCCCUUCAUUGGAAACCUUUCCAGGCUCCAGGUUCUUGAUCUAACCCUGAAUUCCUUCACGGGAGAAAUCCCGUCUCGGUUGGGGCUUUGUUCGGACCUCUCCCAGCUCAUUCUCUACCAAAACCAUCUCUCUGGAGACAUUCCUUCUGAGCUAGGGAGCCUUUGGAACCUGCAGAUUCUUGAUUUCGGGAACAAUUUUCUGGAAGGAGCCAUACCCUAUAGCUUAUUCAAUUGCACUUCAAUGUUACAGAUGAGCCUGGCAUUCAAUAACUUGACAGGAAAGAUACCCAAAAACAUUGGUGAUUUAGUUGAUCUCCAGCUCUUUGUGGCCUAUGGGAACAGUUUGGUUGGACCCAUACCUGAAUCCAUCGGCAGGUUGGAAAAUUUGCAGGCUUUUGAUCUUAGCCAGAACCGAUUAUCUGGUCCUAUACCACCACAUGUAGGUAACAUGUCUAGUUUACAAAUUCUUCAAUUGCAUUUCAAUUCCCUUUCUGGCAAAAUCCCAUCUGAGAUUGGUUUCUGUGGGAAUCUCUCCACGUUGAACUUGAACAGCAAUCAGUUCACGGGCAGAAUUCCUCCCGAGAUUGGAAACUUAGAGAGUUUGGAGAUUCUAAGGUUGUACAGCAAUCAACUGACCUCCACAAUUCCUGGAACAUUGUUUCAGUUGAAACUAUUGACUCGUUUGGGGCUAUCCCAGAAUGAGUUGUCUGGUGCCAUUCCUUCUGCUUUGGGGUCCUUACCAUCACUCCAAGUUCUUACCCUCCACUCCAAUAGGUUCACUGGCCAUAUUCCCUCAUCCAUAACAAACUUGACAACCUUAACAUAUCUCUCCCUCGGGUUCAAUUCGUUUUCAGGACCAAUCCCAUCAAAUAUAGGAUUGCUGAACAAUUUGCUUAACCUCACCAUGAACGAUAACCUCUUGGAAGGACCAGUCCCUCCAAGUAUCGUCAAUUGUACGAGUCUACUCGUCAUGGUUCUCACCAAUAACCGAAUCUCGGGGAACAUUCCGGAAGGGUUGGGACAAAUACGGAAUCUCACCUACCUGUCAUUGGGGGGGAAUGAGCUGUCGGGGGAAAUGCCAGACGACCUCUUCAACUGCUCCAUGCUUCAGGUGUUGGACUUGAGUCAGAAUAACUUCAAUGGGAAGAUGAAACCAAUCAUUGGUGGACUAUCCCACCUGCGAAUACUAAGGGCACGCGAUGACUCAUUCGUAGGGGAUAUCCCCAGAGAGAUUGGAAACUUGACCAAUUUGAUGGAUUUAGUGUUGCAUGGGAAUAGAUUUUCAGGCCUCAUCCCUACUGAGCUCUCAGAGCUUGCAAACCUUCAAGGGCUUACAUUGUUCAACAAUGAGUUGGAAGGGUUUAUCCCUAAGAAGCUCUUUGAUCUUAAACAACUCACAGAUCUUCAUCUGCAGAACAACAGAUUGAUCGGCCCGAUUCCAGAGUCUAUUUGGAAGGCUGAGUCGAUGUCUCAGCUUGAUCUCAGUGGGAACAUGUUAAACGGGACAAUCCCGGAAAAGAUGUCAACUCUUAGCAGGUUAGUGGUGUUGGAUUUGUCACACAACAAUCUCACCGGACAUCUUCGUCCAUCGUUACUUUCCGCCAUGAAAAGCCUGCAACUUUACCUGAACCUCUCUCACAAUUUCAUGGAAGGGAUGAUUCCGGACGACAUUGGGAGCCUGGAAAUGGUGCAAGAAAUAGACUUGUCGAACAACCAUUUCUCAGGACGCAUUCCCAGACCACUGAAGAACUGCAGAAACCUAAGAUCUCUUGACAUUUCCAGAAACAACCUAUCCGGCCAAAUUCCACCAGACGUUUUCACUCAGUUUAGCGAGAUCGUGAGCCUGAACCUUUCGCAUAACCAUCUAAACAGCCAAAUUCCCCAGAGUCUGGCAAGAAUUCCGCAUCUCCGUUCACUAGACCUUUCUCACAACAAUCUCAAUGGCACCAUUCCUGAAACCCUUGCCAAUAUCCACACCUUAAAGAACCUCAACCUCUCAUUCAACCAGCUCGAAGGUCAAAUCCCAGAAAAGGGUCUGUUUGCAACAAUUAGCCCCUCAGAUCUGGAUGGAAAUCCCUCUCUCUGUGGAAAACAGCUACUCAAGCAUUGCAAUCGUCCAAACCAUAGAAAAUUUUCAAGAAAAUUCAUAACCAUCAUCGCAGUCGCUUCCGUUUCAGCUCUCAUCCUCCUGUCACUAGUGAUCUAUCUACUCCAUCCGCUAAUCAAGAAACAAAAACAGAAAGACGGAGAAAGCACGAGCCCAGAAUUUACCCCGACAUUGAGAAUCAAGAGAUUUACGAGACAUGAUUUAGAAAGAGCUACCAAUUCCUUCAGCCCAGAAAACAUCAUAGGAACCAGCAGCUUGAGCACAGUGUACAAAGGCGCGCUUGAGAAUGGACAGAUGGUGGCAAUCAAGAAACUGAACGUGAAGCAAUCGCCUUCGGAAUCGGAGAAAUGCUUCUACAGGGAAGUCAAUGUCCUGACCCGACUGAGACACAGGAAUCUGGUUAGGGUUUUCGGGUACGCCUGGGAGAGCAAGGGGACGAAAGCGCUGGUUCUGGAGUACAUGGAGAAGGGGAAUCUGGAGAGGAUCAUACACAGUCCGGACCCAGAAACUCCUCCGGCGACAUUGUCGGAGAGAUUUGAGGUUCUGGCGUCGGUCGCGAGCGGGUUGGCGUACCUGCAUUCCGGCUACGAUUUCCCCAUUGUUCACUCGGAUCUGAAGCCCUCAAAUAUUCUCCUCGACAGCGACUUCCAUGUCCGGAUAAGCGAUUUCGGGACGGCUCGAAUGCUCGGUAUCCAAGAAACCGGCGCUUCAUCAGCUUCUUUUCAAGGAACGAUUGGGUACAUGGCACCAGAGUUUGCAUAUAUGAGGAAAGUGACAACAAAAGUGGAUAUAUUCAGCUUCGGAAUAAUCGCCAUGGAGCUGAUGACAAAGAGAAGGCCAACUGCAGGAGAAGAUCAUCAUCAUCUUCAUCUGCCAAUCACACUGCCAGAACUCGUGCAGAAAGGGCUUGAAGAUGAUAAUGGCAGCAAGAAGGGGUUAUUUGAGAUCCUUGAUCCAUUUUUGGCUGCAAAUGCUUCCAAGAGCGUUGAUGCCAUUGAAGGAAUUCUGGGUUUGGCUCUGUCAUGCGCUUGUACGGAUCCAGAAGCUCGCCCCGGCAUGGAACAAGUUUUGACAACCCUAUCAAGGCUAAGGAAGAUGACUUGAUUUUUUAAGGUCCGGGAGUUUUUUUAAAGGUACCCAAGUGUGCCAACACAAACACACAGACACAAAAUGUCCGUGCAACACAGAUACUUUGGGUCUGUGUGGGUCUGUGUUGGCUUUGGUGUACACUUGGGGUACCCCAUGUUAGUGUACCCCUAGCUUAAUUCUUUUUUAAAACAUGUAUUAAACCAUCAUUAUUGAUAAAUGUCAGUCAAAGAUGUUCAAGUGACAAAUGUCUUGAUUUCAUAUUUUUGAAGGAGAAAAAAUUAAAGGUAAGGUCACAAA